This is a messenger RNA of Lecanosticta acicola, 1494 nucleotides long. Lineage: Eukaryota; Fungi; Ascomycota; Dothideomycetes; Mycosphaerellales; Mycosphaerellaceae. The record is from the annotation of a GenBank genome assembly.
AUGCUCUCUGCAACGGUAGCAGUUGCUCUUCUGAUCUCGGGGUGAGCCAUUCACACUUGCAUGCAUCCUCCGACACACUGCUGAUUCUUCAACAGCAGCACCAUUGCCCACUCUGCCCACUCUGCUUGCGAUUCGGUCGACAAGGGAUACCAAUGCCAACCGGAAAUCUCGCACUAUUGGUCAGUACCGAUCGCCAUCCAUCACUCGCUAGCGAUCUGAUGAUUUCGCAGGGGCCAGUACAGUCCCUGGUUCAGCGUAGACUCUGCCAUAUCCAAUGCCGUGCCACCGUCCUGUGCCAUCACCUUUGCCCAGGUACUCUCGCGCCACGGCGCCCGUGACCCUACAGCCUCGAAGACCAAGUCGUACAACGCCACGAUCCAGAAGAUCCACGCAAACGUGAAGAGCUAUCCAGGAAAAUAUGCCUUCCUUCAGAACUACCAGUACACUCUCGGAGCCGAUCAACUCACCACCUUCGGCCAGCAGGAAAUGAUUAACUCUGGCAUCAAGUUCUACCAACGCUACGAGAGGCUUGCGAAGCACUUGACCCCAUUUGUUCGAUCUUCUUCCGAGGAUCGUGUGGUUGAGUCUGCCCAGAACUUCACCCAAGGCUUCCACAGUGCAAGAAAGGCCGACCGAUUCCAUUCUGGUGGUGAUCAUGCCUACCCGUACCCGAUCGAGAUCAUCUCCGAGGCAGACGGCCAAAACAACACGUUAAACCACGACCUCUGCACCAGCUUCGAGAACGGACCAGACAGUGACAUUGCAUCAAACGCUCAGAAGACUUGGGCGAACGUGUUCGUCCCGCCAAUCCAGAAGCGUCUCAAUAGCGACCUUGCGGGGGCGAACCUCACCCAAACCGACGUCAUCUACGUGAUGGAUCUCUGCUCCUUCAACACCGUUGCAUCGCCGAAUGGCACCGUCUCCCCGUUCUGUGCGCUAUUUACCAAACAGGAGUGGCACCAGUACAACUACUACGAGACCUUGAACAAAUACUACGGCUACAGCUAUGGAAACCCACUGGGCCCAACGCAGGGCGUGGGUUACACCAACGAGCUGAUUGCGCGCCUGACCAACCGCCAUGUCCACGACGAGACCUCCACGAACCACACGCUGGACGAUGACCCGGCUACUUUCCCUCUGGGCCGUGUGCUGUACGCUGAUUUCAGCCACGAUAACGACAUGACUGCAAUCUUCUCCGCCAUGGGUCUCUAUAAUGGUACGAGUCCACUUUCCAACACCACCGUCACCGAAGCAGCAGCUGCAAAUGGAUACAGUGCUGCUUGGACCGUACCAUUUGCUGCCAGGGCCUAUUUCGAGAAGAUGGUCUGCCCUGGUAGUACAGAGGAGCUUGUUCGCAUAAUCAUCAAUGAUCGAGUACUGCCACUCCCCCAGUGCGGUGGUGAUAGCCUUGGGCGAUGCUCGUUGAGCAAGUUCGUUGACGGCUUGAGCUUUGCUAUGCGUGACGGCAAAUGGGAUCAGUGCUUCGUCUUUUGA